Molecule: messenger RNA, 1050 nt
Organism: Ogataea haglerorum
Lineage: Eukaryota; Fungi; Ascomycota; Pichiomycetes; Pichiales; Pichiaceae
Exons: 1
Coding region: 1-1050 (349 amino acids)
Molecular function (GO): hydrolase activity
Source: RefSeq, a predicted model, not a curated record
AUGAGCGGACACGAGGCAAUUAACCCCAUCCACCCUUCCAUGGUCGGCAAACUCGAUCCAGAGUUUGAGAAGAUGUAUAAUGAGCACGUUGCCAAUACCCCCAACCGUCCUAUCGAUCUUCCUUUGCUUAGAAAAAAUUACAAUAAAAUCUACUCCUAUGGAACUGCUCCUGCCCCAGAAAUCAAGAACAUUGAAAACAUAAAAUUUCCAAGUUUUGAUGGCGAGCAAGUGGCUUUGAGAAUCUACAGGCCAAACGACUACUCAGAUUCUGAGAAAUUGCCUGUUCACUUGGAUUUCCAUGGAGGCGGUGCGGCAGUUGGUGAUCUCGACACUGAAGCUCACAUUCUGAAAGAGUACGUUGCAAGAGCAAGAAUUGCCGUUGUGGACGUCGAUUAUAGACUAGUUCCGGAAUACAAAUUUCCCACCGGCGUCAAGGACUGCUUUGAAGCCACCAAAUACGUCUACGAGAACGCUGAUGAGCUUGGAUUUGAUAAAAGUUCCAUAUCGGUCGGGGGAGUUUCCGCUGGCGGCCACAUUUGUUUGGCUGUAGACCAUCUCUGCCGCGACAUUGGGCUCAAGCUGGUGCUGGUUUGUGCCGGUACUCCCCAAAUUGCGGAUAUCUCGAACGUCAAAACCGCAGCAGACUCUCCAUAUCCUUCGAUCAAAGAGUGUGAGUUCGCGCCUACUUUGAAUUGGGCACGUUUGAAAUGGUUUGAUGACAUCAAGUGGAAGUGGCUCAACGAUCUGACCGAGGAGCAAAAGCAGAGGGAAUUGACCGAAAUUGGGUGGCUGAAAGAUUUGAUGCUGGCUUCCAAUUUCGAGGGAUUGACCAAAACUCUCGUUUUCACUGCUGGAUUGGAUCCUCUACGUAGUGAAGGCCUUGAGUACGCCAAAAAGCUGAUGGACCACGGAAUAGAGGUUGUGUACAAAUGCUACGAGGGCGUGCCACAUCCUUUCCAGCAUAUGAAUAAGAACCUUUGGCAGGCACGUGACUUUAUCUACAGAACGUCUCUGGAGCUGGCUCUGGCCCACAGGACUUUAACUUUUUAG